AUGAAGUUGCUCCGGACAGUCAGGGACUCCCUGCUGGAAAAGCUUCCAGAAGACGCACACCUUCGGGCCUCUGGAAAGCUCUGUGUGUCCCUCACACGAAUUACUGAUGGAAAAAAUGUUUUGGUGUCAGAGUUUGCAAGCAGAGAGGAACUCAUUCAGGUCCUCACGUGCAGCUGUUUUUUCCCUGUUUACUGUGGUUUCAUCCCACCUUCAUACCAUGGCGUGCUCUAUAUGGAUGGAGCCCUGAGCAACAACAUGCCGCUCUUUGAGCAGAGAAACACCAUCACUAUGGCCCCGUUCUCAGGCGAGAGUGACAUUUGCCCCAGAGAAGGUACAUUCAACUUAUUGGAAGUCCACUACGGCAACGUCAGCAUUCAGGUUAACACUGGGAAUGUGCAUCGCAUCUGUACAUCGUUCCUUCCUCCCAGACUUGAGACGCUGGCAGAGAUAUGCCACAAUGGCUACAUGGAUGCUCUUUGCUUCCUGAGAGACAGAGAUCUGCUUGGAGCACAAAAUAUUACCAGCAGUGUGGUCGGAGCCAAACUUCCUUGCUGUGAGCCGAUGAAGGAAGUGGGUCAGGCAGAAGACAGGGGGGUGAUCAAGUGUGACAAGGCAGACCAUCAGUGGCUGGACCGCAAAGUCAUUGAGAACCUCCCUGCGGCCAUCAAGAAAUUGCUAUGUGAGGCAUGCAAGGAUAGUCAUGAUGGUGGCAGUUGGUGGCAGAGUUUCAGGGACUUCCUGCCAGUGAAGCUGGUUAUGUAUCUACUUACCCUCCUCAUCUUACCCAUUGAGCUGACGAUCUUAUUCACCAAAAGCGUGAUAUCAUUCAUCUGUACGGCAGUUUGCAGACUGUUAACUGGGUCUGCAGAUCUCUACAGGCAGAAGCGGAGCAUCAGUGACAAAGGCGUCAACAGUGCAUCUCAAGAGAAUAACUGCAUCUGGAGGUCAUCUGGUUCAAACAGCAGGAAAAGAGACAAAAACAUUCAAACUCUGAGCUCGAGAAUGACCAAUUCUAAAAUAAAUCUCCACUGGGACACCAACAGUAACGUGGGUCUUAUGCCUCCCAUGUCAGCCAGAACAGUUUCACCUGCAUCUAGCAAGGUGAUGUUAAAUACACCAGUAAAGGGACACAUAAUCAAUCAUAAACAACUCGGAAAAAAAGACUAAUUAAAAGAAUAGAAAAAAAAAUUGUCAUGAAUUCUUUUUCCUAGAGUUACUUCAGUCAGCAUUAAAGUUGAUAUUUGUUUAAAUAGCAAUGUUUUUGUAAAUUUAGCCCAUUCGUGAGGACUUAAUGUGGCUAUUUAAAAAAAACAAGGGCACCUGGGGGGCUUAGUGGUGAAGCUGGCGACCACAUAUAUACACUGUGUUGCAGUGCGGGAAGCGUGGGUUCGAGUCCCGGUCUGUUGCCAAUUUGCCUGUGUAUCUUUCCUUGUUUCCUGUCUCCCUCCACUGCUGAUAAAAGCUGCUGUGGCCAAACAUGCAAAAAAAAAAAAAAAAACUGAGAGGGUGACCUAAGGCUUACAUGAUUUUCACCCCUAAAUAAUCUAAUAAGCUUACUUCUUUCCCUAGCAGACCACCAAACAGCUGAUGGCUCAGUGGAUAUCUUUCUGUGUAUCCCAUUAGAAAAUAGUUUCUUCUACCUCUGGAAUCUGCUUUGCACCCACCUCCAUGUCAGCUCCUCCAUUUCAUGCUGUUUCUGACUUAAUGAGCCUGAUCUGUCAAAGGGGGGAGUCGUGCUGACGCUUUCCUCAUCUUUCAGCUUCGGUGGACGGCGAUGUCCCAGGUCAGAUCAUGACUCUGAUUUUGCCUUUUUGGAUUUUUUUCCCCCCUCAGCUAUAUGAAAAUGAGUCUUGGUCAUUAUUCUAAAUUCAUGUGAUAAAAUAUUGUAUGUUGUCUGGGAUAGGGUUGUGUUAAUAUUUCAAACUGUUUUUCCCAGCAGGACAGAAUUUUACAUCACACAACAGAAGCAAAAAGAUUCUUGAAUAAUCCUCUGUGUAUGAUUAGAAGACUUUUCACUUGAGUCUCAUGACUGCUGUCAAAUGCUUUACUUGUACACUCAACAAAAAUAUAAACGCACAAAACAUUUUCCUAUUUCAUCUCAUAACUAAUCAACAAUGUAUAAGCACAACAAUUUGUGCAACCAGUGUUUCAGAUCUUUAUGCAACAGUCCAUGUGUUAUCACAAACAGCGAACACAGCGAUCAGAGUUCACACCACUCAGUACUGAGUGCAUCACGCAUCUGCAGCGCAUAGACGUCACCAGAUUGUGUGAUGUUGUCGCAUUCCUCCUGGAGUGCUUGGGCAUGUUGAGGGACAGGUAAUUUUAACUUAACUUUUUGGGUUUGUGCGUUUAUAUUUUUGUUGAGUGAGCAAUAUGUGAUACACUGGAAGAGAAAGUAAUUUGGCAGUAGGUCAACCAUCUUUGAGCAUGAAUAUGCAUGACAAGUUUACGAAGAAUAAGACAAUAAAUAGGGGAAGAGUAGCUACUGAAGUUAAACAUCAAUGUAAAAAUAAAAAAGUGAAAAAUCAGAAAUUGAUCUGCAGCAUUUUGUAUAGAUUUGCCCAAAGGAUACUUGUAGCAAGUUUCAAAAGAAUCAGCCAAUAAAUUAGGGAGAAGGAGUCACUGAAGUUAAACGUGAAUGUACUGUUUAUAUUCAAAAUUUCAAAAAUCCAUUAAAAAAAAGUAGACCUUUGCACAUUGAAUAGUCAUACCAAGUUUCAAAAGAGUCGACCUAGAAAUAAGAGGGGAGUAGGGAUUAAAGAG
Molecule: messenger RNA, 2763 nt
Organism: Archocentrus centrarchus (flier cichlid)
Lineage: Eukaryota; Metazoa; Chordata; Actinopteri; Cichliformes; Cichlidae
Product: patatin-like phospholipase domain-containing protein 2
Exons: 9
Coding region: 1-1167 (388 amino acids)
Biological process (GO): lipid homeostasis; triglyceride catabolic process
Cellular component (GO): membrane; cytoplasm; lipid droplet
Molecular function (GO): triacylglycerol lipase activity
Source: RefSeq, a predicted model, not a curated record